Ruditapes philippinarum (Manila clam) is the source of this 708-nucleotide messenger RNA. RefSeq lists its product as uncharacterized. The transcript has 2 exons. The record is from RefSeq and is a predicted model, not a curated record. Bases 1 to 708 code for a protein of 235 amino acids. Lineage: Eukaryota; Metazoa; Mollusca; Bivalvia; Venerida; Veneridae. Gene Ontology annotation, molecular function: protein binding.
AUGUUUCAAAGAUUAAAUGCAUUACUGUUUAUCAGUGCAGUGCUAUCUGAACCAGAAUGUUCAAGAUUCCACUACGAGGAACAGACUUUAAACAAAAUGAUUCGACAGGAAAUAGCCAUUGAAAAACUACAGGCGAAUAUGGCGGAAACUCAGCAGCAAGUGCUUGAUGCCCUAGGAAACCUGACAGAAACAACCCAGCAGCUUCGAGAUUUGAAUAAUGAAAGGACAAAAUUGAAACGUGUUACUGACGAGCUGACGGAAGAAGCCAAUAAAAAUAUUCGAAACUAUGCUGCUAAAAUAGAAAAACUGAAAGGACCCACAGUCACAUUCAGAUGUAAGGACCUUGUUAAUUUAACACCGAAUGCUGGAGAAACACUUGUGUUUAAGACAACGACGUUGAACAAAGGUCUCGGUUAUGAUAACAAGAGCGGGAUAUUCACAGCACCAGUCGCGGGAACAUAUACGUUUUCUGUGCAUUUUUGUGUUGCUGGUGGGAAAAAUAUGUAUUAUGCAAUAGUUGCAGAUGGUGUUGAAAUAAAGAAAGGAUGGUUCUGUGAUUUGAAAUGGAAUACAUGUUACACUACAGACACUGUUACCGUACUUCAUAAAGAUUCAAAAGUUUACGUAAAGUAUUCUCACAGCAGUAGUUUAUUAGUAACUACGAGUAUCUACUGGAAUACAUUUUCAGGUGUACUGGUGAAAUCAUAA